Oryza brachyantha (malo sina) is the source of this 1681-nucleotide messenger RNA. RefSeq lists its product as uncharacterized. Lineage: Eukaryota; Viridiplantae; Streptophyta; Magnoliopsida; Poales; Poaceae. The transcript has 2 exons. The record is from RefSeq and is a predicted model, not a curated record. Bases 271 to 1485 code for a protein of 404 amino acids.
CAUGGACAUGUACAUGUACAUACACCAGAUGUGGAAGCAAGGCGAUGUGUCGUUUGGCAAAACCGGACGCUUGCACCACGCACUCCUUUGCUUUAGUUUCCCUCUUGCAAGUGCAACCACCAUGCCCUCUCGUCUGCUACAAAUGUCUCCAUCUUGCGUCUUCUGAAGGCUACUGCUGCUGUUCAUGUUUUGAUGUUCUACUAACUGACUUGUGAAGAGACUGAAGCUACUGGAUUUUCUUGGGAAGGCAAGGGGAAGCUAGUGUGAUCGAUGAUGGAGGCGGCGAGGUUUGUGUACGAGCUGGAUCAUGGAGGAGAAGCGGAGGAAGAGAGCGGCAGCAGCCGCCGCGAUCUGCCAUGCUUCUUGGACAUCUACGUGCACGACGCGCGCGGCAUCCACAACAUCUGCAUCUACGCAGCCCAGGACGUGUACGCCAAGUUCUCGCUCACCUCCAGCCCGGACGACGCGCCGGCGCUCGCCACGGGCGUCGCGGCGGGCGGCGGCGCCAACCCGCGAUUCGACGAGCGCCUCCCGCCGCUGCCCGUCAGGCGGGCGCGCCUCGGCACCGACGUGCUCAAGUGCGAGAUAUGGAUGCGGAGCUGCGCCAAGCGGCUGCUCGAGGACCAGCUCCUCGGCUUCGCGCUCGUCCCGCUCGCCGCCGUCGCCGCGGCCGACGGCGCGCGGCUCGCGCAGGACUUCUCGCUGUCCUCCACCGACCUCUUCCACUCCCCCGCGGGAACCAUACGGCUGUCGCUCGCCCUCCACUCCGGGUCACCCGGCGAUGCGUGCCCGCCACCGGAGCGUGCCGCCGAGCCGUCGAUCACGUCGGAGGUGGUGAUCCUCGAGCCCGCUUCUCCGGUGGACUACGCGAGGAUCGAAUUCCCUGACCUUAACGCGGUGAAAGAAAACGACGACAUGGCCGUGCAGUACCUGCCGUUCUUGCACCUCGGCGACGCGCGGCCACCGGAGGCCAUGGAAGACGACUACGAGAUGGCCACGAGCCCGCGCGAGGAGAAGACAGUGUCCUCCGACGGGAGCAAGAACGCCUCGACGUCGACGACCUCCGCCGUCAGCGACGACAACAGGGUGAUCUCUUCCUCCGAGGCAACGCACAAGACGCAGCCCGACGCCGACGACGCCACCGCACCCAUGUCGUGCCGCUCGCCGGAGACACCUACGUCCAACAACAGCGGGAAGUCGUCGUCGGCCAAGGAGAAGGGCACUGCGGAAGACAUGUUCAAGUCGCCCCUGCGUGACAUCGACAUGGAGGCAGAGCAGAGCGCGAUGCAGCGGCAGAUCAUGGAGAUGUACAUGAAGAGCAUGCAGCAGUUCACGGAAUCGCUGUCUAAGAUGAAGCUGCCGAUGGAGCUCGACGGCGACAAUGGUGUCGUCGUUCAGAAGGAGGAGAAGCCGGAGGCAGAUGUGAAGCAACAGGUGAAGAAGGAUGGCGGGAGAGUGUUCUACGGAAGCAGAGCUUUCUUCUGAAGAAAAAUUUGCGGAGAGAGACAAAAAUGAUCUCUUCUUACAAAGGUAAAUGAGUUAAGCACAAAAUUCAGCGUGCAGUCUGAGAAUUAGGUUUAAUUUUGCUUGUUAAUUCUUAACUUAAUUUGUUCAUCAAAAUUGUAAACUAAAUCUAUUGCCGAGAGAGUAACAGAUGGAAUGGAUUUGUGUUCUGGUAUCA